Molecule: messenger RNA, 7993 nt
Organism: Sphaerodactylus townsendi
Lineage: Eukaryota; Metazoa; Chordata; Lepidosauria; Squamata; Sphaerodactylidae
Gene: PTPRZ1
Product: protein tyrosine phosphatase receptor type Z1
Exons: 30
Coding region: 257-7120 (2287 amino acids)
Biological process (GO): peptidyl-tyrosine dephosphorylation
Molecular function (GO): protein tyrosine phosphatase activity; protein binding
Source: RefSeq, a predicted model, not a curated record
GUGCGCGCGCGCAACACGAGAGCGCAGCUGCUCUGGGGCGAGCCGGGGCUGAGGCGGCUGGAAAAUCUCUCCGGGAUGCGCUUUCUAAGCGGGCGCCUGCCACCGGCUGCUUUGGGUCCCCGUUGAGGAAUUGCUCGCUUUCCCUUGGCUGCUUGCUGGAGCGGUUGACCCGGAGACCGGGCGCUGCUGGUUUGAGGAAUAGAGAACGCGGCGGACAAGCGUUGGGAGGCUUAGAGGUAGCUGAGCCGGCUUGGAAAUGCUAACCCGGAGGCGUCUGCUGCUCGCUUUCCUCCAGCUCUUCUGCAUCCUCCGAAUAGAAUUGAUUUCUGGAUAUCAGAGACAACAGCGGAAAAUUAUUCAGGACUGGUCCUAUUCGGGAACAUUAAAUCAAACAAACUGGGGGAAAAGAUAUCCAGUGUGUAAUGGUGCCAAACAGUCACCUAUUAAUAUUGAUGAAGAUCUAGCUCCAGUAAAUAUAAAUCUUAAGAAAUUGCAGCUUCAAGGCUGGGAAAAUGAAACAUCAAAUGAAACUUUAAUCUACAACACAGGCAAAACAGUGGAAAUUAAUUUGACAAAUGAAUACAGUGUUACUGGAGGAGGCUUAGAGGGAGUAUUUAGAGCAAGCAAGAUAACAUUCCACUGGGGAAAAUGCAAUGCGUCACAUGAUGGAUCUGAACAUAGUAUAGAUGGACAAAAGUAUCCUCUUGAGAUGCAAAUCUACUGUUAUGAUGCAAAUCAAUUUGAGAAUAUAGAUAAGGCAAUUGAAGGAAAUGGAAAAAUAAGAGCUUUAUCAGUUUUAUUUGAGGUUGGUUUGGAAGAUAAUUUGGAUUAUAAUUCAAUUAUCGAUGGAGUGGGUAGUGUUAGUCGCUUUGGGAAGAAAACUGAACUGAACCCUUUCAUAUUAUUGAAUCUUUUGCCAAAUUCAACUGACAAAUACUACACUUACAAUGGAUCUUUGUCAACUCCUCCCUGCUCAGAGACAGUUGAAUGGAUUGUAUUUAAAGACACUGUUAACAUUUCUGAAAGCCAGCUGGCAGUAUUUUGUGAGGUCCUUACCAUGCAACAGUCUGGUUAUGUGGUGCUGAUGGACUACCUGCAGAAUAAUUUCAGAGAACAACAGCAUCCAUUUUCUGUCAAGAUCUUUUCCUCUUAUACUGGCCAGGAAGAAAUUAAUGCAACAGUUUGCAGCUUAGAACCAGGAAAUGUCCAAACUGAUCCAAAGAACUAUACCAGCCUUCUGGUAACUUGGGAAAGGCCACGAGUAGUGUAUGACCCAAUGAUUGAGCGAUUUGCUGUUUUAUAUCAACAGCUAGAUGGAGAAGACCAGACACUGCAUGAACAUCAAACCGAUGGGUAUCAGGACUUGGGAGCCAUUCUGAACAACCUGCUGCCUAAUACCAGUUAUGUAGUUCAGGUCGUUGCUAUUUGUUCUAAAGGCGUCCGUGGAAAAUACAGUGAUCAGGUGAUUGUUGACAUGCCUUUGGAUGAUCCAGAAAUUGAAUUUCCUGACUUGACUGGGCCUGACGACUAUGAGGAGGAAGAUGAAAUGGAGGAGGCCAGGGCAGGAGUAGGUGAUGAAGCUGCAGUAAUUACCAGCACAGAUAGUGUAACAAACCAAAUAAGGAAAAAAGAAUUCCAAGUGACAACAUCUAGUUACAGUCUGGAGAGGAUGGGGACAAAAUUCAAUGAAGCGGGAACACACAGAUACUUAGCAAGGGAUGAAGACUCAUAUGGAAAAAAUGAUCAGUCCAAAGCAAUUCAUCAUCCAACUUCUCAGUCAACUUCUGAAAUACCAAAGAGAGAAAAAGAUAGCUCUGUGGAAUCUCACCUGGUUACUGCAAUUGUCCCUCCAGCUAGCAGCUCCACUAAAGGUAAUGGGGAAGAAUAUGCACCCACUUCUGACAAUGAGCAGACAACAAUUGCUGCUUCUGAUAAUAGUGAAGAUGAUAUAGAGGUUUCUGCUUUUAAACCUGAUCUAGAUACUGAUGACUCUUGGAAUUCUAGUCCUGUCACCUCUUCUAAGUGGUUAGUUACUGCAGAGACAACCCCAGAAAACAUGUUUAGUUCAGGAAGCCCAGAAGCAAGCAUACAUGAGGAUUUCUCUGAAACCUAUAUUAAAAUUCCAUCAGAAGACUUAACACAUCCAAGACCUGAAGAUUCUACAGAAAAAGUAUCUAUACUUGACAGGAAUUCAUGGUAUCUUAAUAAUACAGAUGUUACUGCCAUCUCGUUGGAUAAUACACAGUUUUUUCACACUAGUCCCCCAAAUCCUGCUUCAGUGCCUUAUCCUAACGGUCCAGUGCUCUCGCAAGAUGCUUCUGCUGUGGAUAUAGAAUUGCCACAUUCUCCUAUCUUUGCUUACUCCCCUGCUGAGUUGUCACCUUACUCUGUCUCUGCAAAUUUUGAAGAACAUGAUUCUGCUACUUCUGCCAGUGAGGCACUAUCUCAGACAACUCAACCAGUGUACAAUGGUGAGAUACCACUUCAACCUUCCUACAGUAGUGAAGUGUUUCCUCUAGUCACCCCUUUAUUGUCUGACGCUCAGAUGCUCAACACUUCCCCCGCUGCAUCAAGUAGUGGUGUCACCUUGCAUGCUACACCUGUAUUUCCCAGUGUUGAUGUGUCAUUUGAAUCCACCCUGUCUUCCUAUGAUGAUGUGCCUUUGCUUCCAUUUUCCUCUGCUUCCUCCAGUAGUAAAAUGUUUCACCGUCUGUUUAUGGUUUUGCAAACAUUCCCGCAAGCUGCUGCAACUGUUGAGAGUGAUAAGGUAUCUCUGCAUGCUUCUUUGACAUUGGCAGAAGGUGGUGUAUUAAUGCAGUCAAGCUUUGCUCCAUUUGUUGAUGUGACAUCACAUCAGACAGUCCACACUGCUUCAGAGACAUUGCUAUUUGAUUAUGAUAGAACUCACUUGUCCCAGGCUGAAACACCCAGCAGUGAUUUAGAUGUGCAUGCACUGUCUACAAUGUCUGAACUUAACUAUGCUUUCUAUGCUCCCUAUUACUCUUCAGAAGUUGGUCAUGGUUCUGUUGACACCUUUCAACAGGGUCUGCUGUUUAGCAGCUAUAGCAAUGUGCUGGUACAUAAGCCUUCUUCUGCAGUCCCACAAGCUGAUCCUUUGCUGCCGCCUACAUGUUCUUUGUCUAGCAAAAUGGAACAGUCUAAUGCAUAUUCUGGUAGUGAGUCCCCUUUGCCUGACACAGAUAUUUCGACUGUGCUUAAAGCUUCUGUGCACAAUCCUUCCAGUGAAUUGAUAGGCAGCACACCUGGGUAUUGUGGUGAUGUUGAGACACUGCACAAAAACAGUGUGAUGCAUGGAUAUGACACAGAACUGCAAAUUCCUUCUUUUGAUGAAGUGGCUUCACCUGCUGAAAAUGAUAUGCUGACUGAACUUCCAACAGCAGUUUCUAGUGAUGACACUAAUCAGCAGGAUACAGCCUUUCAAGAAAUCCUCGUUACUGUUUCUAGUGCAAAGGGAAUCCUUCCAGAGUCUUUUGCUUUUCCUGUUACUAAGGUGUUUGAUUCUGCUGUUAGUCAGCUCUCAGAAAGUCAUGUUCAUGUUCCUAGUCAACCUUUGCAUGUUACAACCCCAGCUUUUGAUGAUACUUUGCUUAAACCUGUGCUUAGUCCGAUCUCAGAGCAAGCUUUCUCUAUCCCUGCUUCUAGCAACUUAGUGUCUCCUUCCAACCAAAAGUAUUUUUAUGAGGCUUCGGCUACAUUAGUUAAUAACAUAUUGCUGAAAACUUCCUUUCAUACGUCUGAUGAUGGUACACUACUUAGAACUGUAUCUAGAGAUCCAGUAUUGAUUGAAAAAACCUCCAGGGCUGAUAAUGGUAGUUCUACACUUGACCAAAUAUUGCACCAAAUGGCACCAGGUUUUGCUGUAAAUACAACCAUGUUGCAUUCUGCAUUUGUGUCACCAACUGUAAAUAGCUCAUAUACUACCAGUAAUGGAAGUUUAACUGUUUCUAAUGCAAGUGAUGAAUAUAUUUCCCAAAAUUUGCUUAAUAGUGAAGACAUACACUAUGUUGCUUCUUCACUGCACAGUAAUUCUGAGUUAUAUCAAUCAACCAGUUUAGAAAAUGCAAAUGCAUUUUCCCCCGAAGCAGCAAACACACUGACUAACCCUGUCUUGCCAACUGAUGUAUUGCCAAAUACAUUUAUUCAUGCUGCCAGCCAUAGUCUUUCAAGUGUUUCUCAACAGUAUGAGGUUUUUACCUCUUACUUGGGUUCAUAUAUUGUUGAUAUUACACAUCCUUUGCCAGAAGGAACUUCUAAUUCUAUUCCUCAUUCCUUUACAAAUGUACCAGAUAUGCAUGUUAUCUUUUCAGCUGAUUCUCCCAGCACUGAAGGUGAUAUUACUUUAAACACAUUUUUAACUCUGGCUAAAACAACCACUCAGUUGUCCACUACUGCCAGCUCUGGUGCUGAUUUGCGGUCUUCUAUUGUUGAUGAAGAUUAUGAUGAGUAUGAUAGCGGCUUACCGAUGAAUGGUUGUCAAAUGUGCAUUUCCCAUAGAGACACUCAGGAGGAGGUAGAUGAACCAGAUUCAAAGGUAAACAUUGUGAAUGGGCAGCAUAAUCUGAUUACAAAUUCACACUUUGAACUACCUGAAGAAAAAGAGAAAAAAGCUACAGUCACUCCAUCAGAUCACAGGAUAACGCAUGAUGUAGACUGGAUGAAACUCAUACCACUCUCAGGACUGGCUUUGAACAUCAAGGCUAAAAAACAGAGUGAUCCAUCCAUACUGGACAACCAAAUUCAGACUGUUAGCAACCCAUUGCAGAAAGCACAGAAGUCUAAGUCAUGGGCAGUUUUGGCAGCCAAUGAAGAGAGUGGUUCUGGUCAAGGUACCUCAGAGAACCUUAAUGAUAAUGAGACAUCAACAGAUUUCAGUUUUUCUGACCUUAAUGACCGCAACUCUGAGGGAACAGCUGGAGCAGGUAACUCACGAUUAACGUCUGGAUCACAACGAUCAUCCAUAGCAUCCAUGCCUAGCGGUCACUCAUCAGUAUUCAACGUUUCUGAGGCAGAGGCAAGUAAUAGUAGCCAUGACCUUCUAAUAGGUCUCGCUGAACAGAAGACAGUUAUACCACUUGUGGUCGUAUCAGCUCUGACUUUCAUCUGUCUAGUGAUUCUUGUUGGUAUUCUCAUAUACUGGAGGAAAUGCUUCCAAACGGCACAUUUUUAUUUAGAAGAUAACACAUCACCUCGGGUAAUAUCCACUCCCCCAGCACCAGUCUUCCCUGUGUCAGAUGAUGUUGGAGCAAUCCCAGCAAAGCAUUUUCCAAAACAUGUUGCAGAUUUACAUGCCAGCAAUGGGUUUACUGAAGAAUUCGAGACACUGAAAGAGUUUUACCAGGAAAUCCAGAGCUGUACUGUAGAUCUAGGUAUUACCUCAGACAGCUCUAACCACCCUGACAACAAGAAUAAGAAUAGAUAUAUAAACAUUGUGGCCUAUGAUCACAGUAGGGUUAAGCUUGCACAGCUUUCAGACAAGGAUGGAAAACUGACUGACUAUAUUAAUGCCAACUACGUUGACGGUUAUAACAGACCAAAAGCUUACAUUGCAGCUCAAGGGCCUUUAAAAUCAACAGCUGAAGAUUUCUGGAGAAUGAUAUGGGAACAUAAUGUGGAAAUCAUUGUAAUGAUAACCAACCUUGUUGAGAAAGGAAGGAGAAAAUGUGACCAGUACUGGCCUGCUGAUGGUAGUGAAGAAUAUGGAAACUUCUUAGUCACUCAAAAGAGCAUUCACGUGCUUGCCUAUUACACUGUGAGGAAUUUUACUAUUAGGAACACUAAGGUGAAAAAGGGUUCCCAGAAAGGCAGGACCAGUGGCCGCUUAGUUUCUCAGUAUCACUACACUCAGUGGCCUGAUAUGGGUGUACCUGAAUAUACUCUACCAGUGCUCACAUUUGUUCGAAAAGCAUCAUAUGCCAAGCGCCAUGCUGUGGGACCAGUUGUGGUUCAUUGCAGUGCUGGUGUUGGAAGGACAGGCACAUAUAUAGUAUUAGAUAGUAUGCUACAACAGAUUCAGCAUGAAGGAACUGUCAACAUAUUUGGAUUCCUGAAGCACAUACGAACACAAAGGAACUACCUAGUUCAGACAGAGGAACAGUAUGUCUUUAUUCACGAUGCACUUGUAGAGGCAAUACUUAGCAAAGAAACAGAAGUAUCUGAAAGUCACAUUCACGCCUAUGUUAAUUCUCUCUUAAUUCCUGGGCCAACAGGAAGAACAAGACUAGAGAAGCAGUUCAAGCUUCUGAGCCAGGCUAAUAUACAGCAGUGUGAUUAUUCAACUGCAUUGAAACAGUGUAACAGAGAAAAGAACAGGACCUCAUCCAUCAUUCCUGUGGAACGAUCUAGAGUUGGUAUUUCAUCAUUGUCGGGUGAAGGUACAGACUACAUCAAUGCCUCCUAUAUUAUGGGUUAUUAUCAAAGCAAUGAAUACAUUGUUACCCAGCAUCCUCUGCUACAUACCAUCAAAGAUUUCUGGAGAAUGAUAUGGGACCACAAUGCUCAGAUCAUUGUAAUGCUUCCAGAUAGUCAAAAUAUGGCUGAAGAUGAAUUUGUUUACUGGCCAAACAAAGAGGAGCCUAUCAAUUGUGAAAGCUUUAAAGUCAGUAUGAUUUCAGAAGAACAUAAGUGUUUGUCCAAUGAAGAGAAACUUAUAAUCCAAGAUUUUAUUUUAGAAGCUACUCAGGAUGACUAUGUAUUAGAAGUGAGGCAUUUUCAGUGUCCUAAGUGGCCAAAUCCAGAUAGCCCUAUUAGCAAAACUUUUGAACUUAUAAAUGUUAUCAGAGAAGAAACGUCCAACAGAGAUGGACCCAUGAUUGUGCAUGAUGAACACGGAGGAGUAACGGCAGGUACUUUCUGUGCAUUAACAACGCUCAUGCAUCAGCUAGAAAAUGAAAACUGCGUAGAUGUUUAUCACAUUGCGAAGAUGACAAAUUUGAUGAGGCCUGGAGUAUUCACAGACAUAGACCAGUACCAGUUUCUGUACAAAACUAUCCUCAGUCUCGUUAGUUCCAGGCAAGAAGAAAAUCCUUCAGUAUCCAUAGACAGUAAUGGCUCUGCUUUACCAGAUGGCAAUGCAGCAGAGAGCUUGGAAUCAUUAGUUUGACUACAACCAGUGUCCAGCAUUCAGCGGUUAUUCAGAGAUGGAUUUUUUCAGUAUCAUUGCUUUCACUUAUACAGAAAUAUGUUGAGAGAACAGAAUUACUCAGUUAAUUGAUUAUCUUUUUUAUAUUUCCCCUACUGGGAAAAAACCCCCACAAUUGUUAUAUAACUUUAUUGCUGAACUUAUAUCUUUAACUAUGUGUGCCUUUUUGAAGAAAAAAAAUCUUGUUAUGUUUGGACUAAUUUGAUUGAACUUUAAUGUAUUUCUAAGACUGAAGUUGUGGUCUCUCUUAACUUUGCAUUUCUCUGGCUUUAUUUUAACUUAAAUUUUACCAUAACUUUAGUUACUAAGGGUUCUCAACAACACUGUCAUUUUUAAUAUCUACCUUACUUGCUGUUAUUUAUAGCAUUUCUUAUGUUUGCUAGAAAUAUAACUUUUAAUAUGGUAGACUGUAAAUAUAAUACUGUUAUCUGUAAUAUUCAACAUUUUAAGAUUUUGGUAGGCAUUUAGAAUAGUUGAUACUUACUGUAAAUAUUUCUAUAGUAAUUCGAUGGACCAAAUUUAUAUUUAUAAUUGUAGAUUUUUUAUAUUUUACUACAGAGUCAGUUUUCUAGUUCUGUGUACUUGCAUUGUUAAAAUGUGGUAGUUCAGUACCUGUUUUUAAUUUUAACAAAGAUCUUCUGAUAUUAUUAUUAUGCAUCAUUUGUGAGUAACCGUAUCUCUGCAUGCAAUUUUGAUUUUUGUGAGGAACUGAAAAAAUACUUGUUUUGAAAUUAUACAUUUCUACGCGAAUAACAUCUGUAUUCAACAUUGUUUAAACUGUUUUUACCAGAGACAUUGCAAAAAUAAAUAUCAAUAUUCCAGUUUGUGACUUAA